Messenger RNA from Salvia miltiorrhiza (redroot sage), 1904 nucleotides. RefSeq names its product inactive TPR repeat-containing thioredoxin TTL3-like. Gene Ontology annotation, cellular component: cytoplasm. The transcript has 5 exons. The record is from RefSeq and is a predicted model, not a curated record. Gene Ontology annotation, molecular function: protein binding. Bases 204 to 1820 code for a protein of 538 amino acids. NCBI's taxonomy places the organism in Eukaryota, Viridiplantae, Streptophyta, Magnoliopsida, Lamiales, Lamiaceae.
AGUUGCUCCGAAUUCCUCGGAUGCAAUGUAAGAAAUCAAGAAAUUCUUAUUAUGUAAGAAAAAAAGGAAAAAAAAUGAAAUUGGAAAAUAGAAAAGGAAAAAGAAAUCAAGAAGGAAACAAGAGAGAGAAGAUUGAUGAAUUGCAAAUUCACCAUCCAACAACAUAAUCCCCAUAUUCUUAAUCUCCUCUCUCUCUCUCUCUCAUGGGGGAUUGUUCUUCUGAGAGAAGAUCAGGAUGUGGCUUACUUGGCGCAGUAUUUGGUGGCAAAACUCUAAGGCCAAGAAAAUCACCUUCUCCAACACCUGUUCAAACAUCCAAAAUCCAAAAGGCUAAUGCUGACCAUGAUUCUGCCGAUUCAUCUAACCUUCAAAAUGAUGAUAAACAAGGAGACAGAGUCAUAUCCCGGCCCGGCCCGAACCACAAACCUCAGCCCCUUCGCCAGCAGCAUCCGGGCCCGAGUGCCAAUCCCAAAAAUGCAGAGGGCCAAGGCCAGGCCCAAAAGGUGCCGCUGCCCGGGAUGGGCCUUUCCGGGGAGCUGGACACCAUGAUCAGGGAUCAUCAGAGAUCAAAAGGGGCUGGAAAUCUAGUGAGGGCGUCGUCGAGUAACGUGAUGCUGCAUAGCAACUUGGGGAAUUUGAGGCAGCCCGGUGAUGGUCAUGCGAGAAAUGAGCAGCCAUUUCCAAUCAAUGGAAACGUGGCCAAGAGAAGCGAAGGGCCCGAAAAGCCCGAUGUGUUUUGUCGGGCCCUGUCGACACGGAUGGACCCGGAGCAUCUCAAGAUUUUAGGCAAUGAGGAUUACAAGAAUGGGAGGUUUGCAGAGGCUUUGUCUCUCUAUGAAGCAGCCAUCUCCGUUGAUCCCAAUAAAGCCUCUUACCGGAGCAACAAAAGCGCGGCGCUCACCGCCAUGGGAAAGCUUCUAGAAGCUGCAUUCGAGUGCAGGGAAGCUAUUCGGAUUGAUCCCUUUUACCAACGAGCUCACAACAGAUUAGCAACCCUUUAUGUUAGAUUAGGAGAGCCAGAAAAAGGGUUGUAUCAUUUCGAACAGGCCGGGCCCGACGCCGAUCCUGAUGCCAUGAACAUGGCUGCAAAGGUUCAAAACCACUUGAACAAGUGCACCGAGGCAAAGAGGCAACGCGACUGGGCUGCGUUGCUCAAGGAAAUCGCCUUGGUUACAAGCGCCGGUGUUGAUUCUGCACCCUUGAUUUUUGCUUUGAAAGCUGAGGCGUUGUUAAAGCUCAACAGGCAUCAAGAAGCGAUCCAAGCUAUGGCCGACGGCCCGAAUUAUGACACCGACGAAUGCAUAAAGUUCUUCGGCCCUAUUGCAAGCGCAAGCCUCUUAGUUAUGCGAGCUCAAGUUGCUGUGGCAGAUGGGAGGUUCGAUGAUGGUUGCGCUGCAGCAGAGCGCGCGUGCAGGCUCGACUCCAACAACAAAGAAGCAAGCAGCGUGAUGAGGAGGGCGCAGGCAUUGGGCGCCGCCAGAUCAAAUGGCAACAAACAUUUUAAGGCAGGGCGGUACGAGGAGGCGCGUGCCGCUUAUGGAGAAGGGCUCGAGCAUGCCCCCAACAAUGCGUUGCUUCUCUGCAACAGAGCUGCUUGUCACGCCAAACUCAAUCACUACCAGAAAGCAGUGGAGGAUUGCAAUGCUGCACUCACCAUUCGACCAAAUUAUAGCAAAGCAAGACUACGAAGAGCUGACUCUUAUGCUAAGAUGGGAAAUUGGGGAGCGUGUUUGCAAGAUUGCCAAGUGUUGGUAAGAGAGAAUCCCAACGACGGAGAUGCGGCACGGCUGUUGGAUGAGGCGAAGGCGCGGCUGAAAUAGAAUUGACAGUGGAAACAAAAUGUCGUAGAUUUUCUUCAUGGAAUCAAAUAUGCAGUAUUUACAGAGGGAUCAUCUCCUACUUCA